AUGGAAAAAUUUCUUAAUGGUAUGAUAAUUAAAUUAUUUAGAAUUAAGGAGAGUUGACAUAUUUGGUUACUAAAUCACAUUGAGAAUGAAUUAGCAAUCCACAUAUAGAACAGCUUUGGGAGGAGUGAUGUCCAUUAUUGUGAUUGGAGUGAUGAUAUGGCAGUUUUCAGCUAACUUUAAUUCGCUUCUCAACAAGGAAUAAUUGAAUGCUGUAUCCAUCACAGAGUACGACCCCAAAGUAUCGGAUAAUACAAUAACAGAUAAACAGUUGCUAUUUGCUAUUGCAAUAUAACAGGAGGACUUUCUUCACAAUCCCUUUUUCAACAUCUCUCUAGUCUAGAAGUAUAACAAAGUCAUCAUAAUUUUUAGAUUAAAUUAUAAGUAUCAGAAUGGUUCUCAAGAGUCUUUGUCUAAAGAAAUCCCUCUAGUUGAAUGUACGGAAGACCGAUUCGAAAAGUACUUUUAGGAAGAAGGGAGUGACUUUUCCUAACUGUAUUUCAACUCGUCCUCUUUAUCAGAUUAUCUCUGUCCAGUGUAAAAGAAAUGAUUAUAUUAGGGAGGAAGCAAAUUUCAAGUUGGGAGGUACACACAUAAGUAAAAUUUAGUUAUAAACAUCUAGGUGAGGACUUUUCGUAUUUAUAAAUUAUUAUAAGCAAAUGCAAUGCUCAAGAAGCUUUGAAUAGAGGGUACGAGUGUGCCAACCAGGAACAACUGGAUGAAUUUCUGGCAUAACAUGGCAGCUUUAAAUUUCAAAUCUAUAACAUCAACUCUAUUAUCAAUCCCUAUAAAUCGGAUGACAACUACAAGCAACUCUAUUUGGAUGACUCAUUGCAAUAUACUUUCAUUCCCAAUAAAAUUGGAAGAACUAUAGAUGUCUAUCUAAAACAUUACCACAUAGUUUAGGAUAACAGUUUGAUACCGUUGAGGUAAUUUUGAAAGUUAAGAUUUAAGUGAAACUUAUGUAACUGACACAUUUGCAAUUGAAUAAUUAGAAACUAAGGUUGUGUCUGAAAUCGGAAAUCAGGCAUCUGAUUAAUACGUAUAGAUCAACUUCAAACGAAGUCCAUUCAAGACUACCAUCACAAGAAAUUAUAUGAAAUUUGAUGAAAUGUUAUCCAAUUUGGGAGGAAUCCAAUAAAUCCUAUUCUUCUUCGUCGGAAUUGUCGUAACCCUAUACAAUAAAUUAUAAAGUAAUCAAUAACCCCCUAUUAUUUAAGUGAUGAUCGAAUUGGCUAAUAGAGUCUAUGAAUUUUCAUUAGACAAUACUGAAAAAUUGAGAUAAUAAUAGGAGAAAUUGGAAUUGAUAAAUCUAGCCUUAUAGUAAUAACAAAGAUAGUAAAAGGAACCUGGUUCAUCAGUCAAUAAUUCAGAUGAGGAGGAUAAGCCUCAAACAGUUCAUCAAACACUGAUAAAUCAAAAGGAGAACAACCAAGUAAUAAAGAAAUUAACAGGAGUCAAACGAUUCAAGGCUGUUGUCUAAUACUUAACUGUAUUCAAACAAAAUAAUCUAUAAAACCAACAAAAAAAGGAGAGUUUUCGGAUUAUUUAAGAUCAAUAGAUGUUAGCAAUAUAAUUGAAUUGCAAAUCUGGUUUGGAAUAUUUUGAGAAACAAAUCAAAUCAAUAAUAAGUAGAGCUAAACCUAUAUAUUUAUCAUUUAAAAUCUUGGCGAAUGUGAUCACUUGUAACAGAUUGUUUUCAAAAUAGCCCAGAAUAAGGUUGAUUAAUAAAGGCAUGCAGUAGGCAGCUGAAUAAAUAGACAUUUAUAACAUUGUUUAAAACAUGAAUGAGAUGAUUAAAUUGAAAGAAGUAGUAUUAUCCUAUCAUCAAUAAUUGAUGUUCGGUUUUACUCCGAAACCUCAGAUCACCCUAGAUGACAGGACGACAUAACCUACUCGAGAUAUUCUGACUCUGAAAUUGAAGGAAAAGGAUCAAGAUGAAGAAAUCGGAGGUGGAGACAUAUUCAAACUCAAGCGAGGGAGUGCCAAUCAGGACAAUUAUCUAUUUUAUGCCAAAAUUUAUAAUGUAAUUUGUUUAAUGUACAUUAACAAGUCGUAUGAUGAUGUUCUUAGAUAGAGUGAGGAUGAUGUGCAGAAUAAAAAUAACAAUGUCAGCAAAUAAUUAAUUGAAAAAUUAGGUCCUGAAUUGCAGUUGAUAUUUAAACUAUCUAAAUUGAUUGAUUUCCAAUCUCAAAAUAGUACAUAGGUUCAAGUAAAGACUCCUCAUCGUAGAGGUGCUAUGCAACAAAAAGAACAAAACGUGUAUGCAAAAAUGUUUAAUCCAAACACCUGA
Molecule: messenger RNA, 2290 nt
Organism: Paramecium octaurelia
Lineage: Eukaryota; Ciliophora; Oligohymenophorea; Peniculida; Parameciidae
Source: the annotation of a GenBank genome assembly